CCCGUUUCUGUGUGUCUUUCUCUGUCCUACUUCGUUCCUUCACUCGCCAUCAUUCUUCUUUCCAACACAAAACACACACACACAACGCACUCUCUCUCUCUCUCUCUCUCUCUCUCUCUCUCCCUCUCUGAAUCUCUUUCCCAUCUGUAUCUACAGAAACUAGUGUUGUUGUUGACGUUGUUGUUUAUGGCGGUGUUAGUGUGAAUUUUCCACCAUGUUCUUCUCUUUCAUCCUCCUUCAGCUCCUUUAGAAAUCAGAACCCUGCAUCUCCCAAUACCGGCCAUCAAUUUUUACCGCAGAAUCUCAAUUUUAUCGUCUUCUCCCAAAUUAGGAUCAGAAACCGAUACGAUUCUUCAUCUUUUCAGGGACACAGUUUUGCACUGUUGCCCUUCAGUUUUGUAGCUCAAUUGAACUUCCGAUUCGUGUUCCUUCGGAUUUCGCGGCACGCUAAACAAUAAUCGCUUUUGGAUCCUAGCGUCGCCGUGUCGUGUCCUCUUCAGUGGGGGUUUGAUCCCUCAGUCAUGUGAAUGGAGAGCAUUUCUUGGCCAGCUGGGUAACCUUUAAUUGGAUGACUGAGCAGCGAUGAAAUUAAACUUUGCCGCAGGCAGUGGAUACCGUGGCAAAUCAAGAGAAAAAUAGUUUUAUGAAUACAUCAUUUCUUGUUUCCUUCUUUAUUGUCUGAAUAACUUGCUUUCAAGGUUUUUGUAUUAUGUUAAUGAAGAAACUAUAUAAUCUACAAUGAGAAGACUGAAUAAUCAGAAUGAAGAUGAAGUUCUUGCCAAUGAUCAGACAGGGUUACAGUUGAAUGAUGAGAGUAAGGGAGGACAUGCUGGUGUUGUUCUGAAGAAAGGGCCGUGGACAACUUCUGAAGAUGCUAUGUUGGUCGAUUAUGUUAAUAAGCAUGGAGAGGGAAACUGGAAUGCUGUUCAGAAGUACUCAGGUCUAUUACGUUGUGGAAAAAGUUGUCGAUUGCGUUGGGCUAAUCAUCUGAGACCAAAUUUAAAGAAAGGAGCAUUUACCGCAGAAGAGGAGAGGUUGAUUGCUGAACUUCACGCUAAAAUGGGAAACAAAUGGGCACGCAUGGCUGCACAUUUGCCUGGUCGCACAGAUAAUGAAAUAAAGAACUACUGGAACACCCGUAUCAAGAGGCGUCAACGUGCUGGCUUGCCACUUUAUCCUCCUGAACUGUGCGUGCAAGCAGUGCAAGAGAAUCAACAUGGCCGAAGCUCUGGUGGUAUUGAUGGUGGCAAUAAUAUGCAUCAUGAUUUUGUUCACAAAAAUUAUGAGAUACACAGUGCAAUAUUUGACAGUUGGAAUGGUAGUCAGGGAAUCCUACCAUAUCCACCUGAGCUUCCUGAUAUUUCUGCUUACACCGGUAUGCUGAAAGGUUUUGACUCUUCCAAGUAUUGUAAGUUUGAACAAAUAACAUCACCUAACCACAAGCGUCUCCGUGAGUCAACAACACCUUUUAUUGGAUCUGGUGGUAUGAACACAAAUUGGUUUUAUCCAUUUGAUCAAAUUCAGGAUAACACGCCUGACAAGAUUGCACAAUCAUUUGGCAUGCAAUCUCCCUUUGAUCUCGGACCCUCUCCACACAGCUCCAUUUGUUACAGUCAUUCACUUUCGAAUGGCAAUUCCUCUACUUCUAAGCCGGCUUAUGAGGCUGUGAAGUUUGAGCUCCCUUCACUCCAAUAUCCAGAAACUGAUGUAGGUAGCUGGAGUACAUCUCCACCACCUCCUUUACUUGAGUCAGUUGAUGAUUUCAUUCAAUCUCCUUUGCCAGUUAGUGCACUGGAGUCAGAUUGUUCUUCCCCACAAAAUAGUGGCCUGCUGGAUGCUUUACUUUAUCAGGCUAGGACUCUGAGCAAUUCAAAGAACCAUUAUUCUGACAAGAGUUCAAAUUCAUCUACCGCAACUCCUUGUGACAGAGCACUCAGCUCCACUCUGAACAAGUAUGAGACAGACUGGGAAGACUACACUGACACUAUAUCACCAUUCGGUGCAACUUCAAUAUUGAAUGAGUGCACUGUUGCUAGUGCCAGUGCAAAUUCAUUGGAUGAACACCCAACAGUUCGUUCCUUUAAUGACAACAUUGUGAAAACAGAGAAUGUUGAUCAGGUUUGGUCCCCGAACAGUGAAAAUCAAGGCAUGUCUGCGAUCAAAAUUACCCGGCCAGAUGUUUUGCUUGCUUCGGAUUGGCUUCAGCAGGGUUCGGGGCACGACAUGAGGCAAGGCAGCAUGGCUGAUGAUAUACCUGCCCUUCGCGAAGAUGAUUUAGCCACUGACUCCAAGCAUACAAGCUCUGGAACUUCUCUGUUGAGUCAGGUAUGUGGGUUUGGUUCUUGCGGAAGGAGCGUCAUGCCUGCUUUCUGUCAAGGUUCCGAUCGUGGUUAAGAAAAUCCUGAGAUGUCUAAUUUGAAAGGAAAAUUGCGUUUUUCAUUCUUGUUACCUUUUUAAGCAUGUUUUCUAUGUGUGAUUUACUAUGUGUGAUUUAUAGUACCAAAAUACAUGGUUAGAGAAUCAUGUUUUCCUGUGGCUUUGUCAAUUUUACUGCUAAAAAAUUGUGAUAAUAUUGAUACUAUUCACCCGUGAUUAUUAUCUGUGGCAUUUAUGUCGGGACCACUCGUCAUAUAAUAGAACAAUAAUUCUUAGUUCAGUUUAACCUUCA
This is a messenger RNA of Arachis ipaensis, 2668 nucleotides long. NCBI's taxonomy places the organism in Eukaryota, Viridiplantae, Streptophyta, Magnoliopsida, Fabales, Fabaceae. The record is from RefSeq and is a predicted model, not a curated record.